AUGCGUCAAAGCUCAGGGUCCGACACGAAGCCUAAAGCCGCCUAUCGCAAAUCCAAGGUGAAGUCUGGCUGUCGUACAUGCAAGACACGCAAGGUCAAGUGCGAUGAGGGAAGACCUGCCUGCAAACGAUGCGUGACUACGGGCCGAGUCUGCGACGGCUAUGGCAUCUGGGGUGGAGGAGGCAAUCAUUAUGCUGAUCGAUCUGAUAAAAGGCAAUCAUCUCUAGUUCUACAACCAAAGACACCUGCUCCCCUAGGACCUGGAACGGUGGAUCAGGAGCAUCGCUUCGAGUGGUUCUUGUGUCGCACUACCCUCAAGCUCCCCGGCGGUUUCGUCUCUGGGUUUUGGAAAGUACUUGUACUUCAGGCCAGCUUGGCCGAGCCAGCUGUACUGCAUGCAGCUCUCGCAUUGAGUGCGGCACAUCAGAACGAGCCUUAUAAAGGCAUUCGAGACCGAGGCGAUGCAUCUGUGAUCCUAGAUCCGGAAGAGCGCUUCGUGUUAACCCACUACACGAAGGCAAUCAGCCAUCUCCAACCACAUCUCGCCGUCACUGAGAAAUCAUCCUUGCGAGUGGCAUUGAUAACGUGUCUACUGUUUACGUGCACCGAGUUUCUCCGUGGCCACUAUGUGUCGGGUAUCUCCCAUCUACAUAACGGGAUCAAGGUGCUUGAAACAUUCAAGUUUGCACCGAAGUCCACGGGUACCACGCCGCCGCCCUCAUGGAAUUUUAGUGAUUAUUGGAUUGUGGAGACCUUCGCAAGGCUCUAUAUUGGAUCUUGUCUUUUCGGUCAGAGCUUUCCCGGACAUUGCCCCGUCAUUCCCGACUGGACUGUCGGCUUCCCUGAUGUAAUGUUCCACAACAUCGGACAAGCUAGACACAGUUUGGACUGGUUGCUAGAAGAAACACUUGUUCUUGAACAGCAAGCUCGCAACACUCGAACAGCCUUUAGUGAUGAGGAUCUUCACCUUGUCGACUUUACUGAGAGAAAAGAGCACGUGAAAUCAAAUUUCGAGUCCUGGAAAAGAACGUACGAGAUUGCAAGCGCAAAUUUUGAUACUCAAGACACCUUUUUGGACCCCCUUGCACACAAAUUGCUCCAGGCAUACUACCCCAUGGUUGAAAUCAUGGCCGCAAGGUGUACAGAAUCCUGCGAAUUAAACUAUGAUGCUCACGUCGGGGAUUUCCUCGCCAUUCUGGCUCGAGCGUUGGCCAACUUCAAGAUAGGCAGGUCCCACGCACUAGCAAAGGCAUUAAACGAGCAAGGAAUGUCCCUCUCUCGUUCCAUAUCUGACAUGGGAUCCAUACCGUCUCUUUAUUACGUUGCAUUGAAAUGCCGAGUCCGUCGGAUCAGGCACCACGCCCUCAAACUCUUGGCAUUAUGUUCCCAUAAAGAAGGGAUAUGGGAUGCAAAAAUUGUCACCAAAGUUGCCAGGGAGGUAGUUAGGAUUGAAGAGGAUGGCUUCUACCAGAACCACAUGUUAUCGGAUGACUUUGACGACUAUUCUCUCCCUACCGAGGAAGAGAUAGUACUGCCAACACUACCGGAGUCGCAGAGAGUCAAUCACGUGCAAGUGACGUUCCCAGAUGAUACGUCGGGGAGUCUCGUACUGGAAUGCCUGCGGAAGCGCGAUGACGGAGGCUGGUAUGUCUUGACGAGGAUAUUCGACCCAAUUGCCCAGAUGUGGAAAAGCCCACGAGACGUCAAGGGCUUUAAUCCAUUGAGCCAAGUCUGA
Neoarthrinium moseri is the source of this 1734-nucleotide messenger RNA. RefSeq lists its product as uncharacterized. Gene Ontology annotation, molecular function: DNA-binding transcription factor activity, RNA polymerase II-specific; zinc ion binding. The transcript has 2 exons. The coding region runs from base 1 to 1734 and encodes 577 amino acids. The record is from RefSeq and is a predicted model, not a curated record. NCBI's taxonomy places the organism in Eukaryota, Fungi, Ascomycota, Sordariomycetes, Amphisphaeriales, Apiosporaceae. Gene Ontology annotation, biological process: regulation of DNA-templated transcription.